AUGGAGCGGAUGUUGCCGCCACCGAUCACACUCGCCGCUGCGCUCGCUGCUGCUGCCGCCUCGCCCAUGAACAUCGCCCUCGCAGCCUUGGCCGUCAUCAUGGCCGCAAUCUGGGCGCUUGGGGGCCGUGGCAUGCAGCUUGGCCUCGAGACCGCAACCGUACUUGUUGGCGCUGUUGUCAACGUCGCAGUCGAGGCAUGGGACGAGUUUUGCGGAGCCAACGAGAUGCGCUGCAGAGUUAUGCGCCAGAUCGCCGCCCUUGCCGCCUCACGUGGGUACUACGUCGACGAAGCCGCCCACAUUGAUGCCCCGCGCACAGAGUCCAAGACCCGCAUCACAGCGCUGCGUGACCACGCUUGGCGCUCACUCCCGCCUGAUCUCCUCGUGGCCGGCGACGUCAUCGAGCUGGAACUUGGCCAGCGUGCCCCGGCGGCUGCCUCGGUCAUAUACGCUCGAUCGGUUGGGUUUGAGCUUGCAGAAGGCGAACCGCUCAAAGAUCUCCUGCCCUGCGACUGUGUGGCAGACCCACCCGCCGAUCAACCGGCUCGCCCCUACGCCGUCGAUCCGAGCCACGAGCACAAGUCGGCCAUCCAUGCUCUCGGCGGUCGUGCUCGCUUCCGUCUCGCCGCCACCCCGGUCACCAAGACUCUCGACGUGGCCCUUUGCAUGCCGGCCAACACGAACAUAUUCUUCCUCGACCGCGCCCACCGCCGCCGCGCGCUCGAGGCCGCCAACCUCGGGCCCGACCACCCGUCACCAGCGAGUGACUCGUUCGAGCAGCAGGAAGAGCUCUCGGCGCUCGCCACCCACCCACACGACGCGCUCGCUCGCGAGGCCGCUGAUGGCCCGCACUCGCGCCCGCACUCGCGCUUGCACCCACGUCAACCACUCGAGGAGCAGCAGGAGCAAGAGGCCGAUGACGACCUCGUCGCCGAUCUGCUCCACGUUGACGACGCUGACGAUGCGCUCUCACUUGAGGCUGCCGAUGGCCCGCCUCCACAGUCGCUCUCGUCACUAUCGUCGUCUUCGUCGUUCUCCUCCGACGUCCUCUCGCCGCUCUCUUCUCGAUCUGCCCGCCCGCGCGGCUUUAACGACGCCCAGACCCACGCCGUCGCGUCGGCCAUGUCGGUGGCUAGCGGCGCACGCCUCUUUGCGGCUGCACUCCCGUCGCUCAUCACGCCUGACGAGCUCCCGAUCGCCGACCUUCCCACCGGCCCGCCUACUGCUGCGUCUGAUGACGCCUCGGUUCUUGCGUCCGAGCCUGUUCCUGACUCGGGCGUUGUCUCGCUCGCCGACAUCGCGCCUAUGGUGACCGGCCUCGAGUCGGCGUCACAGGCUAUCGACCCGGCAUCGACUGCCGCUGACGCCACCUCGGCCGGGCCCGACGGCGACAUGCUCAGCACGCUCACCUUUGCGCCACCCGAGCGCAAGGUUGUAACAGCCGAGCCACCCAAGGUCCCACGCCGCGAGGCGCCGUUCAUGACCCGACUCCGCCUCGGCCGCAAGUACUACAACAACGUUGCACUUGUCCUCGUCGCGCUUGCCGCCGCCGCCAACAUUACCUGGAUCAUUGUGGGCACACAACCGCGCGCGCUCAUCGACUGGCUCGAGAUCCUCGUCCUUCGUCAAGUCUACGUCGUGCUUGCCCUUGUUGUCUCAUCGCUUCCGGUCUUUGUGGUCACCGCUUAUGGCAACGCCCGGCUCCACCUCAUUUUUGACCUGCUCAAGCAAAUCACCCAGCUCAACGAGUCGCUUGCGGCGUCGCCGCUCUUCUCGUCGUCGUCGUCAUCAUCAUCAUCGUCGUCGUCGACCGAAGACGUUGCGCUCAACUCCAACUCGUCAGAGUUCAAGUCGUCUGACCUUGAGUUUGACAUCUCGUCGGACCAGUUCAACGAGCUCGGCUCGUCCGAGAUGGACGAGUUCGACGACGAGUUUGCCAUCCGCCACUCGCGCGACAUGCUCUUUACCCGCAAACGAGCCCUGCUCCCGCUCUCGCUCCUAUGGGCUUCAUUCUGGAAGUAUGUUUCGGGCCGCGGCCUCGGCCUCGCGCGGACUACCAAUCUCCUGUACACGCUCGGCGACACAACGGUCCUCUGCUGCGUCGACGGCUCGGGCGUCAUCUCGCGGCCGUCGCUUCUUGUCGACAAGGUCUUCUUUCUCGCGCCGACCGCCGAGCACCACGUCCUCACCCUUGCUCCACAGGUGCCAUCCGCUGGGCAAGCCGGCGUCGUCACCGAGGGUGAGGAUGUCCCAAUGACAUUUGCCGAGACAUGGGCUGCCGCGCUCUCGCCCGCGGCCUCGACGGGUGGCGCGGUUUUGGACGUCGGCGACGGUGUCUCGGUCCGGGCCACGUCCGGCGUCGUUGUUGCUGCCGGCCCGGCUGUGGGCUCGGGCGGCUCGGUGGAGGAGGCCGAAGCUGCAGAACCGCUGCGAUCGCACCUCCACACCGGGCGGCAGGCGCAGUACGAGCUCCGAUUUGUCGAGGCCGACUGGCCGUCGUUCAUGACCUCGCUGAAGCCGCUCGGCCUCGCUGCUCUUCUCAAUCCGCUCUGUGACUCGCCGCUGCUCGCAUCGACCGUCGACGACCGACUUCGCUGGCUCACCGCGUACCAGAAGCGGCUCAACUCGGCCGAGUCGGGCCGGGCGUGCAUGUGCCUCCUUGCCCAGCAAAUUGGCUUCACCGAUGCCGUCCCGGCCGUCUACACCCGCAAGUACGAGGUCAUGCUUUUCGCCAAGGCGCAGCAGGCCAUCGACGCGCUGCCCGGGUGCUCGACUACGAACAAGUCGUGGGCCGCGCCGUUUCUCAACGCCUCGGUCGUUGCUGACGACGACGGCGAGCUGCAAGUCAUGACCAAAGGCUCGCCUGAGUUUGUACUGGCCCACUGCCUGUGGGCCUUUGACGGCUCGCAAGUUGUCGAGCUAACGCCCUCCGCCCGCGAACGCAUCCUGGAGACCUCGCAAAAGUGGGGCCGAUGGCACACCACUGGCAUGGCCUACAAGCCUGUUCUCUCGGACGCGAGCUGGCUCGCCGACGUUGCCGACGUCUCGGACGUUGUCUUUGCCGAGUGGGCGGCUUCGACGACCCGCCGCGGCGCCGGCUCGUAUGCCGUCCUUGCGUCGGGGACCCAAGCGCGGCGCGGGUACGGCGCCCGGCUGCGAACACUGCUCCGUGGGCAGAUUUUCCUCGGCCUCGUCAACCUGGCCGAGCAGCCCAAGCGGAACAUGGACGUCGUGGUGAAGGAGCUCAACUCGGCCGGCAUCCGGCUCGUCUACUUUUCGCCUGACAACGAGCGCAUCUCGAAGUCGUUCGCCAACAAGCUCGGUCUCGAGACCGACUUUAACACCUGCAUCACCUUGCAGGAGCGGACCGUCGAGAACGUCGAGCACGACCCGCGCGGCAUGUCGGAGAUCAAGGCCCGACUCCCACGCGGUGUGUCCGAGAUGCGAAGCCAUAUCAAGUACGUCGACAACGUCCCGCUCCUUGUACCGCUCUUUUCUGAGGCCACGCCUUCAGCAUCGCGACAAAUGAUGGAGAUUUUCCAAGAGUAUGGUGAUGUGGUCUUCUGUCUCGGCUCGGCGCUCAACUACUUUAACUCGCCCAUUUUUGCGCAGUCAGACAUUGCUAUGGCGGUUGAGCCAUCGCUUCCGCUCCGCUGCCUCCGCCACCGCGAGUCGACGACCGCCGCGGCGCGGGCGGUGGCGCCGUCGAUCAUGCACGCGUACGCGUCCAUGGACGACGUCUCGCGGGCGCUGACGACGCUUCCCUGCUCGCUCAAGGCGCCCAAGGAUACUCAGCUCCAGAUGCUGCUCCCAUUCAUCCGCGAGGGGCGUCGGGUCCAAGACUUGGUCUCGGCGUUUUACAUGUACACGGUGGCGCUUCAUCUGCUCGUCGCGCUUGUUGUGGUCGGCCUCUACGGCCUUGGCCUUGGCGCCGAGGUCUCGGCUGCGGCCGUUCUCUACAUCGCCUGGUUUGUGGUCCCACUGGUUUCUCUCGCCUUUAUGUCCGGGCCCGAGGCGCCGGGCAUCAUGAAGCUCCUUCCGCGCAAAAACGACACCGUCGGGUGGCACGCGCGAGAGCUUCGUGCCAUCAGUCGAGAGCUCGCCUUGCGGGUCGGACCAUCUGCUGCAGCCGGGACCGCGCUAGCCGCCGCUGCACCAGGCGCGGUGGUCACGGUUCUUGUCUGGCUCGCACUCGUUGAAUCGGCCGUCUUCCACCACCACUACCACUCGAUGCGCGUCGUGGCUCCGUGGCGGAACCCAGCGUGGCUCUUGGUUGCCAGUGUAGUGGUGCUCAUCGAGGCAGCCCGUGUUUGGCAGACGGCGCUCCUCGAGCGCGUCAGUCCGCUUUGGUGGGCCUUUUUGGUUUCCUGGGGCGUCGCCGUCGUCAUAUGGGACGAAGUCAUCAAGCGCAAAGUCCGCGCCGCAUUCUUCAAGGCGCAGAAGCGGCUGUACCUCGACUUCAACACCAAGCUUGGCAUGCACUCGCCAGUGUAGCUGAUCAUCAGCGCAUGCGCCCAAGCGACGACUCGCCCGAUGCAGCCACAAACGACGAGCUGGUAGCGAGGCCCGGCGACGAACCGGCGCCGUAGUGCACCGGCGUAGGGACGUGUGUCCGGAAGUGUGACGACGAGUCGUUGGCCUGAACCGAGGAGCGAAAGAGAGGAGCAACAACAAAAGGCGAGCCUGCAGUGGGGGUGGUGGAGAGGAGGGCUUCGGCCUCGCGACCAUGGCGGCGCCGGCGGCGCCGAGCUCCGCUUACACAGCAGUCGUCAAAGCCGUAAACGAUGGCGUUGAA
Messenger RNA from Thecamonas trahens ATCC 50062, 4795 nucleotides. RefSeq lists its product as uncharacterized. The record is from RefSeq and is a predicted model, not a curated record. The coding region runs from base 1 to 4494 and encodes 1497 amino acids. The transcript has a single exon. Lineage: Eukaryota; Apusomonadida; Apusomonadidae. Gene Ontology annotation, molecular function: nucleotide binding.